Molecule: messenger RNA, 1399 nt
Organism: Austrofundulus limnaeus
Lineage: Eukaryota; Metazoa; Chordata; Actinopteri; Cyprinodontiformes; Rivulidae
Gene: rgs9a
Product: regulator of G protein signaling 9a
Biological process (GO): positive regulation of GTPase activity; regulation of G protein-coupled receptor signaling pathway; intracellular signal transduction
Cellular component (GO): neuron projection; cytoplasm; plasma membrane
Molecular function (GO): GTPase activator activity
Source: RefSeq, a predicted model, not a curated record
CUGGAGGCCAUUGUGGUGGAAAUGCAUGAUCCAAAGAAUGGAGUGAAAGGCUCAGUGCAGAAACUCAACGUCACCACCAUCCCACAUGCUGUCGCUGGAAGUGAUAUUAUAGCUUGGAUUAGGAACAAGAUGCAGAGCACUCCAGAAGAUGCUCAGGUCUUUGGCACCAUGUUAGUGGCAUAUGGCUUCAUCUAUCCCCUGCAGAACCACAGGAAGCUGGUGAUGUGCAACGACUCCAGCCUCUAUCGCUUCCAGACUCCUUACUUCUGGCCAGUGCAGAAAUGGGUUCCAGAGGACUCUGAUUAUGCGCUACACCCAGAGUGCUUUGGAUUGUGGCCCGGAUCGACUUGUUGACCCAAAUGUAGAAGAGAAAAUCACCUUUGAUCAAUACAGACGUGUGAACGUGUUCUACCAACAAGCCAUCAUGAGGCCAAGGGUCAAAUCUAGCGUGUCCCUCGGAGCGUUGGUCAAAUACAUUACAACCUACAAAAACCACGACCCUUUCUUGGCUUCAUGUCAGCCCAGUAAUCCCUGGCAAACAGACCAUGAUGCAUACUGGACUCUUAACGUAAGGAGAGUUGAAGUUCCCACUAAGAUGCGAGUGGAGCGCUGGUCCUUCAGCUUGUUUGAGCUCCUGACAGACCUGCGAGGCCGGGAUGAUUUCAAGAUAUUCCUCAAGAAGGAGUUCAGUGGACCUUUCUGGCCCCUGGAGCCCCCCGCUGGAUCAACAUUGAUGGCCGGACGAUGGGUCUGACUGUGAAAGGCCUGGAUCAUCCUCACCGAUACGUCCUGGAAGCAGCUCAGACACACGUCUUCAUGCUCAUGAAAAAGGACACUUUCUUCCGUUACCUCAAGUCACCAACGUACAAAGACAUCCAGAAAAAGGCACUGAACCCUGAACCCCAUAACUUCAGCCCAGCCCAGCUGGAGCAAAAUGCUCGAAAUCGGAGCCCAGGCAUUCAUCCCAUCAUCCUCUGGCAACAAGAGGAGGAGGAGAAGACCAAGGCUGCUGCUGCCGCCGUUCCGGUUGAUGUCAAAGCUGUGAUGAGCAAAAUAGACAGGAAAAAGUAGUUUGAACAACAGAUAAAGGAGCAUAGAAAUACUAACAGUGAAAGUUAGACUUAGCUCGCUUUAUGUUUGUCACUCUUACAGUUCUCAAGCUGAAGGGCCCUAAAAAGACAUAAAAUAAACUGAAAGACAACCUUGAGUAUAAAAAGUAUAUUUACAAAUGAAGGGAUGGAUUAUAAAGACAUGAAACUUUAUGGCAAAUAUGCGAUUAACUUGCUGGAUUGUGAAAAGGAUGUUCAGAUGCCAAGAUAAGAAAAUUAUUGUUUCUGUAAACUGUUCUGUUUUAAGCUAAUGUUUUAGAAAACAAAAUAAAGAAAUGCUUACAUACUAA